This is a messenger RNA of Diaporthe batatas, 1312 nucleotides long. RefSeq lists its product as uncharacterized. The record is from RefSeq and is a predicted model, not a curated record. Bases 156 to 1184 code for a protein of 342 amino acids. The transcript is spliced from 2 exons. Lineage: Eukaryota; Fungi; Ascomycota; Sordariomycetes; Diaporthales; Diaporthaceae. Gene Ontology annotation, molecular function: hydrolase activity.
CCGAGCAUAAAAGAGGAGGCAGGCUCUGUGCAGCCAAACGUUUUGGGCACUCAUCCGUCAGCCCGUCUAUGACCACGCUCUCUGAACGUCAUUUCUCCUAGGUCUUCGCCUUCACCCUCUACUUAAGUAGCCACCAUCCCAGCCAGUCUAGCAACAUGUCAUCAUCUUUCCCACUAGAGGCCUUCACCGGGUACACGUCGCAGACGGUGGCCUUCAGCGUCACGUCCCACGCAACCAUCAAUGCCGACGUCGUGUAUCCUGAGAAGUCGGAUGGGUCUCCCGCCGUCGUCCUGUUGCACUAUCAUGGCGGCUUCCUCAUCGUUGGAGACCGCUAUACAUUCUUGCCAUACUGGCUCGUACACGCCUGCGCCUCAAGAGGAUGGGUCUUUGUCACCCCUGACUACCGCUUGAUGCCCGAAUCCACCGCACAUGACGCUAUCGACGAUGCCGCGAAGGUCUACCAAUGGGUCUACUCGUCGCUUCCAGAAAAGCUGGGACGCCCCAUCCGCUCAGUUCUGUUGGCCGGAUCGAGCGCCGGGGCGUACUUGGCUCUCAACACAGCCGUGUCGGCUGUCAAGAAGCCCGACGCUCUGCUGCUCAUCUACGGGAUGCUUAAUCCUUCUGGGGCUCGGUACACAACUCCCGGCAUGAAUAUCAUGGGGCAACCACUCGUCGAGACUGGACCUAUCUUGGAAGCAUGGCCGAUGAGCGAGGCCGGAAGCGGCGAAAAGAAGCCUGUCUCAGCGUACCCAAUCACCAAUCCGGCUACUGACCCGAGGUUUGCUCUUAUCUCGGCACUGCACAUCGAUGCCCUAUUUCCUGACUAUAUGACUGGUGUCCCUGGCCUUGCUCGCCAGAUUGCUGCCCAAGGGGUUACAGCAAUUCCGACAGAACACAUGCGUUUGUUUCCGCUCGACUUUGGUAACCUGGCCGGCCUCCCACCGGUCAUGUUACUUCAUGGCGUGGAUGACACAGCUGUGCCACUUGACUGUAGUACUGCAGCCGCUGAGAAGUUGAAAGCAUCUGGAGUAAACAUCUUGACAGAAUUCCCAAGUGAAGCGCAGCACGGUUUCGACGCGAGGGCAGGUGUCGUUGACAUUGAGACCUCGAAUCCUGAUGGGGUGGCUGCUGUAGAGUCUCUCCGGAAAGCGAUCAGUUUUCUUGAACAAUCUGUGGCAAAGUAGAGGCACCUUCAUAGCACCGGUCCGGUUGGAUAACAUGUCACGACCUAUGUACCCUGUCUUCUAUCGUUUCUUCUUUAGGCAGACCUCCUCAUAAAAUAUAGCUAAAGCCGAGAUAGUUGCGGUAUAUA